UUUUCUAAAAUAAUUUAAAGCCACUUUGUUUUACUUUUCUUGCUUAGAUCCAUCAAAAGCUUCCUUUCGCAAAAGUAAGUUCCUUUGAACAUCACAAUCCAAAGAAAUUUGCUGCCCAAUAAUUAAUGUGACGCAUGAAACUAAAUUAACCACUUAGAAAAUAAUUAUAACUCUGGAUUCGUUUGAGUUAACUCAAACGCAGAUACAACAGCUGAAUAAUAUGAUUUAAUUUUUCUUCAACUUCACCUUUUUUUUAUUAUUCCAAUCUUGCGCCCAUGGAAAUAACUUUACACUGAAGUCGGCAAACUGCAGCGCUUUCUUCGCUACUUUCGCCGCAUGUCGGCAUCGUCCAAUGAAAACCAAGAACACGAGGCGGCGGACGACUGUGAAAGAAACACCGACAACAGUCAAACAAGUCCCGAAAAUGAGGACGGCGACGAAAAGAGAAAAACCUGCGAAAACCAAGGAUCCCGACCGAGCGACUACUUACCUCACCUGCCGCGCGAGGAACCACCGGACCACGCUGGCGAGGUGCUGGCGGCUUACGGCUACGUGUUAGGAGAUUCGUUAGGUAAAGGUUCCUACGCAGUUGUUAAAGUGGCAUUUUCCAAGAAACUAAAGCGGCAGGUGGCCAUAAAGAUCGUCCUGAAGAAAAAGGCGCCUGAAGAUUACAUUACGAAAUUUCUACCUCGCGAGAUCUCCGUCAUGAAACAACUCAGUCAUCCGAACAUCAUUAGACUUCACGAAGCCAUUGAAACAAGCUCGCGAAUUUACCUUGUUAUGGACAUGGCGGACGGUGGCGACUUGCUCGAUUACAUCAAGACGAACGGUCCGGUUAGCGAGCCUGAAGCGCGCAAGUUUUUCCAUCAAUUGGUCGACGCCUCGGAAUACCUUCAUAGUUUGGACGUAGUGCACAGAGAUUUAAAAUGCGAAAAUAUUUUACUGGAUCGCAACAAAAACAUCUUGCUUUCGGAUUUUGGUUUUGCCAGGACUCAGCCCAUGGAGUACGACACAGGGAAAAGGAGGCUGAGUAUGACGUUCUGUGGAUCGUACGCUUACGCUCCGCCUGAAAUUCUUCGUGGUAUCGCAUACGAUGGAACUCGUUCGGAUGUGUGGAGUCUGGGAGUUGUGCUGUUCACCACGCUAUGCGCAAAAUUACCUUACGAUGACUCAAACCUCAGAUUGCUAAUGGAACAGGUCUCGAAGACAGUCGUUUUUCCCAAGAAGCGGAACGUCUCCGAGGAAGCCAAACAUCUCAUCUUAAAGAUGCUUCGUGUCGAGAACGAAAGAAUUGACAUCUCGGGAAUCAAGAAUCACCCAUGGUACACAGGUAAGAGGAUGAACGAAUGGCUGAAGGAGGGCAAGAAAAACGAGAUCCUUGUAAAGGACAAAUCGCACGACUCGGGAUUGGGAAAUGAGGCUGAAAGCGUUACUCAGGACAUGAAGGAAUUGUUUCAGUAUAGCGUUGCCGGCCAAGCGGCCCGUAAUAUCGAACAACUCGCUACCACAUUUUCCGGUCGGGGUCUUCACAAGUAUCGUGGCUGUAAACUAACUAUUUCAGAAAUCUUUUAUGAAAUGCUAUGGUCUUAUGCCUACUUUGUGCCUUGUCAGGUCUCGAAGACAGUCGUUUUUCCCAAGAAGCGGAACGUCUCCGAGGAAGCCAAACAUCUCAUCUUAAAGAUGCUUCGUGUCGAGAACGAAAGAAUUGACAUCUCGGGAAUCAAGAAUCACCCAUGGUACACAGGUAAGAGGAUGAACGAAUGGCUGAAGGAGGGCAAGAAAAACGAGAUCCUUGUAAAGGACAAAUCGCACGACUCGGGAUUGGGAAAUGAGGCUGAAAGCGUUACUCAGGACAUGAAGGAAUAAUGAGCGAGUAAGAAGGUACGGGGGAAGUCACUGGUAAUAUCUAAGAACAUGAUCUGCUUCCAAAAGCAACCAGAAUCCCGAAGGUACGAUUUUGGUCGGACUUCCAAACUGGAAAAUGUCUGCCUGAUAAAAUUACGCAAAGGUGUACGGUUUGAUUAAGGGAAUACAAGUGGGCAAAUGACGGAAUGACCCACACGCAAGUCACCAUCAUGCAAGACCAUUAACGAAGGCAGAAACGUGUGAGAUUUUGAAAGAAGCGUAAGACAAUUUAGAGAAAAGACCGAAAGCUAGCUUUGACAGGCAAUAAUUCAGGAAAGCUAAAUAAACAACGAACAAUGUGGUCUCAAGCGUUGUCUCUUCCCAUCUUGAGUUAUUAAAGAGCAAUCGUUUUUAAUUUCGGUGAUUUUAUCAUAGACACUCACGGACAAUCAUUCAGUCAGUCGGUCAGUAGGUCGGUCGGUCAGUCGGUCGGUCGGUCAGUCGGUCGUUAC
Messenger RNA from Orbicella faveolata, 2357 nucleotides. RefSeq names its product testis-specific serine/threonine-protein kinase 3-like. Gene Ontology annotation, cellular component: cytoplasm. Lineage: Eukaryota; Metazoa; Cnidaria; Anthozoa; Scleractinia; Merulinidae. Gene Ontology annotation, molecular function: tau-protein kinase activity; ATP binding. The record is from RefSeq and is a predicted model, not a curated record. Gene Ontology annotation, biological process: microtubule cytoskeleton organization; intracellular signal transduction; protein phosphorylation.